AAAAUAAUAUUGGAACCACAAGAUUUGUUUAUCGAGAGAGAGAAAGAGAGAACAUUAUAUCGCUUGGAAUGUGUGUAGAAGGGUGUCUGUCUUUGCUCUGUAUGGGAGAAGAAAAUGUGAUCUUGAACUAUGACCAAUCUCAAGUGCAAUGUUGAAAAGUAGCUGUUGAUUAUCACUGAGAAAGAUUGGAAAUGCUCUCUCCCUCGUGGCUCAGAGAAUGACUUGUGGCAAGGCAUCUCUCACACGACUGACGCUCAGAGAACACCAUAUCACUAAAAUGACUUAGGGUCGGUGCCAAGGGGCCAGGGAAGAAAUGAUGUGCAGCGCUGAUAUUCUCUCUCUGUUGGAAAGUAGAAAAUAUGACUAGAGUGCCAAACAGUUGUGUCAUCAGCCACCUGCAGAAGAAGAAAGUUUUCUGCCAGGAGACUGUGCAAGACCUGUUCAGCCAGCAGUGCCGAGUCUUUGCCUGAAGUGUUGGUGCAGUGUGGCAGCCAACCCAACGCUCCCAUCCUACUCCUCUUCCUUCUCCUUGUCCUCAUCUUCUUCCCCUUUCUCUUGCACUAGCUCCUCCUCCUCUUCAAACGCCUCAUCCCCACCCACCUGCCUCUCCUCCUCUCACUCUUCGUGUCUCUUUUCUGCCUCCUCUUCCUCCUCCUCCUCUUCCUCCUCUUCCUCCUCCUGUGUUUCCUCCUCCUCCAAGCCCUGGCUCCCUCCACGCUGCUCCCUUACAGCCCAACAAAUGUUUGAAUGGGAGGAAGGGGACCGGUUUUCUUUCGAGGACUCUGAGCGCUUUGAAGAGGACUCACUAUGUAGCUGGAUCAGUGAGCCGGAGUCCCUCUGCAACAACUGGAGGGGGUGGAAGCGCUCAGAGAAGAUUGCCUCCCUCCUCUAUGGCCGAGCCAGAGACCAAGAUGGGGGUGUGCAGACCCUCACUGAGAUGUGUGCCCGCACGGUGGCGGCACACAUCCCCUUUGAGGUGGUGGAACAGAUGAUGCCACCUGUUCCUGAGCAACUACAGCUUCUCAUUGCCUUCUGGAGCUUCCCUGAGAAUGAGGAAGACAUCCGCCUGUACAGCUGCCUGGCCAACGGCAACGCUGACGAGUUCCUCCGCGGGGAGAACCACUACAAGCACAAGAGUGUGCAUGACCCACUACAGAUUGGGUUCCACCUGAGUGCCACGGUGGUGGUGUCUUCCUCGGGCACCAAGGGUCAGUUCAAUGUGGCCGUCACCUUUGAUCGGGGACGCAUCACCACCUGCAACUGCACCUGCUCUGCCAACGCCUCCUGGUGCUCUCACGUGGUGGCCGUCUGCCUGCACAGAAUACACCAGCCGAGCCAGGUGAAGCUGCGGGCCCCCGUCAGUGAGUCGCUGUCACGCCUCCAGAGGGACCAGCUGCAGAAGUUUGCCCAGUACCUCAUCAGUGAAUUGCCGCAGCAGAUCUUGCCCACGGCCCAGCGGCUCAUUGAUGAGAUCCUCUCUAGUCAAACAUCUGACAUUAACACGGUGUCAGGAGCCCCAGACCCCACAGCAGGUGGCUCGGCCAAUGAGCAGAUGGCUUGGUGGCUGGACGAGAGUAACCUCCAUGAAAACAUACACAAGAUUCUGGUCAAGUUUUGUGUCCCAUCACCCAUUGUCUUCAGUGAUGUGAACUACCUGAGCUCCACUGCUCCCCCUGUGGCAGCAGAGUGGGCCUCCCUUCUGCGUCCUCUGAGGGGCAGGGAGCCUGAGGGGAUGUGGAACCUUCUCUCCAUUGUCCGGGAAAUGUUCAAGAGGAACGACCGCAACUCCAUCCCACUGCUGGAGAUCAUCACCGAGGAGUGCCUGGCCACAGAGAAGAUCCUGGUGUGGUGGGUCAACACCAAGGUUGCCCUCCAUAUGGGCAGCUCUGGCCAUGGUGGGAAGAACAACAUGAACUCCAACAGUCAUGGGAGUCAGUACGCCUGCUCCUCACUUUGUGAUGAAAUAGUGGUGCUGUGGCGGCUGGCAGCACUCAAUCCAGCCUUGUCUCCCCAGGAGCGAGAGCAGCUCAAAGUGCAGUUCAAGACCUGGCACCUCAAAGUCUUGGAGAAAGUAGCUAAGAGUAAAGAGGCCAGCAGCAGCAGCAGUGGUGGUGGCAGCACCAAGCGGGUGACGGACGGGGACGUGUUCCCGGGGUUCAAGCCUUCCCUAGAGGCCUGUCAGCUCGACUGGAGUGACUACCCCCUGCCAGGUGUCACCUAUUCCCGCACUGCCUCACGCUAUUACUGCCCUGUCAUGUGUUUCCGUCAUGACUCUCGCCAUGAGUCCCAGGCUGCUCCCAUCUCUGCUCCACACCCUCGCAAUCCUGCGUCCCACGCAGGGCCUAAGAGGCCCACUGAGCGGCGGGUGCUGAUCAGCCCGGGCCAUCCUGGAGACCCCGAGGGAGCGGCGGUGGGGGCGUCCAUGGCUGGGGCGCGGCACAGCGGCCACCGCAGCAGCAGUGUCAGCAGCGAGGGGUUCUGUGACCACGAUGCUGGCCGGGACAGCGACUCUCCCCCAGAGCGUUCCCCUGAGGCAGACUCCGGCCAGGUGUCCCGCCAGAGCUCCCGGGAAGAGAGAGCAGUGCCAGUACCUGGCCUGGCAGCCACGCUGGGCCGGGCCAGGGAGGACAGAGACAAGUCCUCCCCUGAUGAUGGUGGUGUUGAGUCUGACUGGUCCGGCGUGGCUGAGCCGGCGCGGCCCCAGAGGAGUCGUGGGUCUGGCCGGGGCCAGCGGGCCAGGGACGUGCACGGCUCUGAUGAGUAUGACCUGUACCUUUACAAUGCCAGCCAGGUGGAGGGGGGCGGGGCGGGUGGAGAUGGCCCCGGCUGUCGUGCAGCUGAGAUUUUUGGCAACCUGAAGAAGCUGGAAGAUCCGCUGGAGAUCUUGUUUGCCCGAGCCGAGGGCCUGCACGCCCACGGCCAUCUACAGGAGGCGUCCGGGCUGGCUGUGCAGCUGUCCCAUGAGUUACUGGCCAACCCCCCCAACCUGAUGGUGGACCUCCCUCCACCCCCAAGCAAGGGCAAGCGCAAAAAGGUCAAUCCAGCCUCCCACCAUCUGACCUGCCUGGCCUCUGCCACCUUGGGUAAAUGUGCCUUCCUCUGCACUGUGCUGGCAGAGAACCCAGAACACACUCACCUGGCCUUCCAGGUGGCCAUGUUUGGCCUGGAGAUGGCUCGUCCUCCAGCCUCCACCAAGCCAUUGGAGGUGAAGCUGGCCAAUCAGGAGAGUGACCUUGUGGCCCUGCUGAAGCGCCUGCCCCUUGGCCCCAUGGAGCUGGGCGUCAUCAGGGACAAGGCUGAGAAGAUGCGCCUGGGAACCCUCAAGAGUCGUGGAGAGGCCCUGUUGCCCCUCAUGUUGGCAUCCUUCCUGUUUGAUGCACUUGUUAUUGCUGGAACAACCAAGAGUGCAGUGGGGGGCCAGAGUUACCGCCAGCCCCAGGAUGAAACUCUUGGCUUUGAUGCGGCUGUGGCUGCCAUCGGCAUGAAGGCCAAUGUGUGUGAAGCCGACCACCCACUGCUCUGUGAAGCCACCAGAAGACAGAGAGGUGAGCUGGCACUGACGCUGCUGACUCACUACAAGGACGACCAGGACCGCCUUGCACGCAUCAUGGACAAGCUGCUAGACAAGGAGGUUCACCAGAUGUACAAAGCUCCCUCCCUUCCCACCUACUAUAUCAACAAUGCCCCAUCUCAGACCAGCAGCAGUGUGGCUGACUGUGAGCCCACCAGCAGCCUGAGGGUGGCUGACUCCCCAGGUGGUGGCACUGUGACUGGUGGGACGGUGGUCAGCGUGACCCCUCUGGCUUCCCUGCAAGGAGUCCAUCUAGGACCACCUGUGGGGCACCCUAACCAGUCGGCCGGGGCCCACCAACAGCUGGCUCAGCAGAAUGCACCACGGCCUCACCCUGCAGUGACUUCUGGGGUAGAGGUGGAGCCCUCCAUGGCCCGACUCAGCCUCUCCCCCUCCCAGCCACUUGGAGGAGCCCGGGCUAAGGAUGGACCCACCCCAAGGUUUCUGGAAGGAGAGGAAGGGGAGAGCCCCAGCUGGGAGGAGGACUACAAGGCAUGGGAGGAGAAGUGUGUGGCAGGGAAGCAGCGCAAGAAGAGAGCUCCAGCCUGUGGCCUGGAAACUACCUCAUCAGGUGUGGAAGCCUGGAUCAAGUCAACAGGCCCCGGCUCAGAUUCAGGAUCCUCUGGGAAUUCCUCAGACAGUAUUGGAUCCUUCUCCAGUGGUGACAAGAUUGCUGGCCUGGAGGUGAGGACCUCUCCCAGUGUCAACAAGCCAGUUGAGUCUCCUCCCCUGGGAUUCCCAUUGGUGCGGCCAGUGCCUCAGCCCACCCCAGAGAGCACCGCUGCCCAGCCCAGGCCUCAGCCCACUUAUGGAAAGGGUGUCCGCUUUAAGGGAAAGCGAGCUUAUCCAACUGUGCCCAACCAGCCCUCAGAAGCCAGCGCUUACUUCAUGUUUGAGCUGGCCAAGACUGUCCUCAACAGAGCUGGUGGCAAUAGCAGCACCUCCCUCUUCACACAAGCAAGCAGCUCCCAGAAUCACAGGGGCCCCCACAGACCCCUCCACAUGUGUGCAUUCCAGAUUGGCUUGUAUGCACUGGGUCUCCACAACUGUGUCAGUCCUAACUGGCUGUCAAGAACUUACUCGUCACAUGUGUCCUGGAUCACAAGCCAGGCAGUUGAGAUUGGCUCCUCAGCUGUUUCCUUCCUCAUUGAUACCUGGGAGGGCCAUCUGACGCCCCAAGAGGCAGCUUCCAUAUCAGACCGAGCCUCCAGAGGCCGAGAUGCUCUCACCAUCAGGGAGGCGGCCAAGCUGGCUCUCUCCUGCCUUCCACACUCACAUGCCCUCAACCCCAAUGAGAUACAAAGGGCUAUUAUUCAGUGCAAGGAGCAGAGUGAUGCCAUGCUGGAGAAGGCCUGCUUGGCUGUGGAGGGUGCAGCGAAGGGUGGCGGGGUGUACCCUGAGGUGCUUUUCUCUGUGGCACGCCGCUGGUACGAGAUCUACGAAGCACGCACCCGCCACCAGGCCCGGCACCAGGCCAGGACGGGCAGCAGCCAGCAUGUGGCUGUUGAACCCCCAUUUGUUGACCCUGGUGCAGCAGGUCAUGACUUGCCCUUGCCACUCCCCCCACCCCUCAACCCUCCUACACCACCUACACAGCAACAGCAGCAACAACAACAGCAACAACAACAACAGCAACAGCAGCAGCAACAGCAGCAGCAGCAGCAGCAGCAGCCACCUCAACAGCCACAGCCAGGUGUUGCAGCCCUAGACCAGCAAGCCCAACCAGCACUCCAUCCUCCAGUGUCUGUGGGUGUGAAUGGCAAUGGCAGUGCUGGUACCCUGGUGGGAGUGACUGGAUAUCCUGUGGCAGCCACAGCUCCUUCUGUUCCUUAUGGAUUGCCGGGCAUCCCGUAUCCACUUGGCUACAACUAUAUCUCUGGCCUCACCACCAGUGUCUCCUGUAUCAACCCACAGAUGCCCAUGCAGAUGUACAUUCAGCCUCCAGGAGUGUCAUUCAGUGGAACACAGGGUGUCUCCCAGCCCCUGUUGCCUCCACCACCCUUGCAGUAUUAUCCUCCAGUGUCCAUACCUUCCACCCUCCCUCAGAAUGGACUAGCUGGCAAUGGAGGUCUGGCAGGGGCAGUACCAGGUGGAAUAAAUGCUGGAGUGGCAGGAAAUGGUAACCAGCCUCCUCCACCUCUCAAUGUUGGGCCUCCCCCACUGUCCCAGCAGCCCGCCCUCCUGCCUGGCAACACUCCCCCAGCACAGGGUUUCUUCUCCUUGCCAUACUCUGGAGCAGUGGGAAAUGGAGGUGUCUCCACAGCUGGAUUCAUUAGUGGCCCUCAGGCAGGGGCUCUCCUAUCAUGGGUGAGGGCUCAGGGGCCCCACUUAGUACAACAUUCACCUCACCAGCCCCAGCUGCCUUCCCGCCCCACCUCACAACCCCAGCAACAGCAGGUGAGUGGCCUGGUAGGGGGCCAGCAGGUGACCAACACAGGCUCCAUGCACUACCUGCUCAGCUCCUAUCGAGUUGGCAUGCUUGCCUUGGAGACUCUGGCCAGGAAAGUCCAUGAUGACCGACCCCAGGCCAAGUAUGCGCGGAAUCCUUCGUAUGGCGAGGAUGUGAAGUGGCUGCUUGGGGUGGCUAAGAAGCUGGGUCAGCAGUACCUGCACCAGUUCUGCAUGUGUGCUGUGAAUAGUGUGGUGUCCCCAUUUGUCCUACAGGAGUUGGCUGUAGAGGCAGCACAAUACCUUGCCCGCCACUCCCCGGCACUCUUCCAUCAGCAGCUGCGCUCACCCAUUCUCCAACCCCUUGUCCAGAAGUGCCAGCAGAUGUUCCUGCAGUGCACACACCUCAAGAUGUACUACGUGACACCAACGGAUUAUGAUGAGUUCAUCUCUAUCAUCUUGGCUGCUCGCUCAGCGUAUCAGAUGACCCCUGGAGGAAUGGUUCAGUUUAACGAACUGCUACAGGCACUCAGAAGAUCUAAGUCAUGCAAGAAGGAGCUGUGGACCAGAAUCACAAAUGCACUGCAGCAGACGACACCAGUAUGACCACAGCCUUGUCUAGGGUCUUGUGGAGAGAAUGGUGCCCUGAGGCGAGGGGGUGCGUCGCCAGCAUGAGCCACAGAGGGACAGACCUUCCCCGUGUGUGUGUCAUUUGAUGAGCUGAGUGAAGUGGUCACUUAACAUUGCAGUCACCCAGAAUAAGAAUAUGGCAACUCAAGAUAAGUGGAAUUGUGACAGGUAAUUAACUUAUUAAUACUUAAUGAAAUUUAAAUAAGUUAGCAUGUCGGUGUGUGAAAUCCACAAUCUGACGUUUCAAAAGAGGCAAGUCUAACACUAAAUUUCCUGAGGAAUAAACACAAGAGUAGUUUCAAAAAGCUGAACCAGCCUGAGUUCCACCGCCCUCGACAAGGUUGCUGCACUUACGUCUGUAUUCUUAAGUGCAUUUAUAAGCUCUUUCCACACCAGACAACAGACAACCCAGACAAGGUGAGGAAGCAUGUUUCCUCACAUGUCUCAGUGCAAACCAGAAAGCAUCAAGCUGCAGAGGCAACACAUUUCAGUGGCAGCCUGUCACUGAAUGUUAAAAGUGCUUGUGAUCUGUACGUGAGCAGUGGAACGUGUUUUUCUUAUUGUUAUUUAUUUAUUAUUCUUUAUUUUUACUUGAGCAUCUUCCCCGUAACUUCUAAAUUAUCUUAGUAAGAGUUAAGGGACACAUUGGUUUAAAUGUAUUUAAAGGCUAAUUUUCAGGGUUAAGAAGGCAGAGUAAGAGAGGCAGGCUUUUUAAUCUGCUCAAUGAAUUGUAUUUAUGACUUGGGAGAUUGAGAAGAUAUUUUUGAGCAUAAAUGGGUGACUAUAUAUUGCAUCAAUAUAUGUAAGCACCUUAAGAAUAUACAAAAAGCACUCAGUGGAAAACCUUAUCUUUGUCCAAGUGUAGCGUCUCAUAAUAAUUAAAAUAAGCGUAACACUGUGUCACUACAAAUCGCACUUGUGUCACAGUCUAGCGGGGAGAUAAUUUUUUAUGAUCUUCUAGUUGAUGGUGAAUAUGUAUGUAGUAGAUUCCACAUGAUCCGUUCUGAGCUUGAUGCAGGUUAUGUUUUCUACUCAGUGGUGACCCGGUGACCCACUCUAGGUCUGUACAUAGUUUCCUUCCUUUUCUCUCUAUUUUGUUUUUUCUUUUUUGAGUGCCUGCAUGAAUGUGUGUGUGUGCAUACUUCUGUGUGUGUAUGUGUUUUAGUUUCCUUUUUUCCUCUGGUUCAUUUCCUUUUUAUUUUGGUCUGUGAUGCUUGCCAGUCAGGGGACAAUUCUGUCUGAUCUCAUUAGUUUUGUAAAGUUUUGCCAAUUUAUCAGGAUUUUUUGCAGUGAUGUCAGUUGAAUUCCAUGGCAGCUGGGGAACGGUUAUCUUUUUCUGCUCUCUUGGUUAACUGAGAAAGUGUCUGUGGCUUAUCCAAUCAGGAGAAAAUACCAGGUCGCAAUGGAUAUAUUUAUUUCAGGUUGCAGUAGUCUUACAUUUAUAUUAGCUUUCUUGACUAUCAUUUGCCAAAAUACUUAUUCCCUUUAGACUAGGUGAGAUGUGUCUUUGGUUUGUGGGUAGAGUUGAGGUAGAUUUGAAUAUUGAUCUCAGUACGCUAAUUGGAUUGUUUAAGUUCAUGUUUAGUGCAUCUAUUCUGUGGACCACUCAUAGUUCUAGUGUCUUUUCCUCAUCAUUGUUUUCAAGAAUUACAUGCUCAGAAACUCAUUCAUUACACCUUCAUAGUUCACUUCCUUGCAGGUUGUUUUUAUGAAAACACCUUAGAUCAUAAUGAAUAACCUGGGAACAUGAAGUGAGGAAAAACAAGUGUAGUAUUUAUUUAUUUAUAUUAUUGUAUUUUAACUGGCUCUUUUCAAAACGUUGAGAGCAAAAAGAAAAGCACUAUAGAGAGAGGGAAACUCAAAAAAAAGCAGGAGCAAAGAUAAUGAUAAUAAUGAGAUGCUUGAAAUUGAUGGAUAGACUAACAGUAUUGUGAGAAGAGUCAGGGACCUGAGAUGAAAUAGAUGAGAACUCUUGAUUAUUAGAGACAAUCAUUUGUGUAUGCAGAGGUGUAGCUGAGUAGCAGCUUGUGUAGUGCAGCUAUUGAGUGUCAGGGAAGUGGCUGCUUCAGAAGGCUAGCUGUAGGAUCAGUGCAUGAGUGUGAUGCUAAGAAAGUUUUCAGGUGAAUAUUAGUUUUAAGCUCAUAGUUUUGGUUAUAUAUUUAUUGCCUAUGUUCCCAGCAAUUAAUAUCUCUACAAUUGCCUGCGUGAAUUAAAACAUAAUUUUUUUACUUAAUAGAUGAAUAUAUUAGGAUAGAAAUACAAGAACUAGUACAUAUCUGCAUGAAAAUUUGAUCAGCAAAUAUUGAUAUUGCUAUGGCAGGAACUUUAGCUUUACUUGUGAUGAACAUCCCAGAGUAUAGACAGAAGUGUAAAAUUCUUCUUGUUUUUAAAUUUAAGAUACGUUGGAGAAAGUGUUCAUCUGUUGCCUCAGGUUGUCUUGGAUAGGUGUCUGUUGGUCUCAGUCUUGGUCGUUGUCACUGUGCUGUCAGCAUGCACACUCUUGCUGUCAGGAGUGUUGUGAGCUGCUUCACUCCUCGUUGCCUUAAGGAGGACACUUAAGGUUGAGGCGAGACGUGUCCACCAGCGCUGAGUGAGGGAAGCUGCCAUUGAUCAUGUCCCUGUUGUCCCCUGGCUGGCUGGCUCAAACUGGGCCAGUAGUGUCAAUAUUUGUAAGGUUUCUGCAUUUAACGUUUAGGACUGGAUUAGCUGUCUUGUUUAACUUUUCAAUAGAAAUUAUAUGAAAACAUUAUUUUUUCUAAAUACAGUAGCAUACACAUUGUUGAAAGACACAUUUUAUAAAUGUGGCAUAAAUGAACACCAUGAAUGGUUUUCCAACAUUCAGGUAUUUUUUAUGUGAUAUAUACUAUUAAGAAUUUCACAUAGUGAUAUUUAAUGUCACUGAUAGAAGCAGAUAUGUUAGGAUUUUUUGAAUGAGCUCUGUUAGAAUCUACAAGAAAUUUGUGUAUAUGAUAGUGUAGUGGUGAGGGAGGAGACAAGCAGACUCAGGGGGGCCAGGCUGGUGUAUUCUCUGACCUUCAACUUCACCAAAUUUAAGAAUGUAUUUUAUAAUUUUAUUAAGAAAGAGGAGUGUGUAACAUGGUCACACUUGUUUUCAUAUAGAGUACUGAAUUCUGCUCUGUAAUUGUGAGAACGAUGCCUGAUCAUUGAAAUACGUAACAGCAUGUCGGAAAUAUCCUUGAUGAGCUGACAGCAGUGUUAGACCUGGUACAAGUAUUUGAGUACAAUGUAAUAAAUCUUUUGGCAACAUUUCUCCAUUUUCAAGUGCUAGAGGCGAGCCACGGCAGAAACACUUUGGAAAUAUUUUUAUGGUUGUAUGACAACAAGAAAAAGAAAAA
This is a messenger RNA of Portunus trituberculatus (swimming crab), 9945 nucleotides long. It is a transcript of the gene Dora, whose product is annotated as zinc finger SWIM domain-containing protein 8 homolog. Gene Ontology annotation, molecular function: zinc ion binding. NCBI's taxonomy places the organism in Eukaryota, Metazoa, Arthropoda, Malacostraca, Decapoda, Portunidae. Gene Ontology annotation, cellular component: Cul2-RING ubiquitin ligase complex. The transcript has 27 exons. The record is from RefSeq and is a predicted model, not a curated record. The coding region runs from base 740 to 6565 and encodes 1941 amino acids.